GGAGACGCCAUGCUUGCUGCAAAGCCAACCACUCAUUGUUCUCGAACUUCUGCGGGCAUCGGAUGACAUGACGUGCUGGUACAGUACAACUCUGGGUUGUGCCUUUUCAUGAACCUUUUGCUUACGGAUACGCGACAACAUAGGCAAGGUACAGUACUGUGCUUUUAGAAAGCAAAGGAAUUGCUCACCGCCGUGAACUGUUGUGCACCCAAUACAACGUUGUCCGGCAGUUGCAGGAUCGCGGGGCCAAUUGAGUCGGCGGGGAACGCAACAGAGCUGAUUCCAUUCGCUCGCUCGGGUAAGCAAGGCGAGUCGGGGUGCAGGUGUCGAAGCUUUGCCGUCUUACCUGCGAUCGGGCCGAGUCGGGUGAGACAUAGGUUGUUGCCGGCGACGUGCAGACGGAGAGCGAGGGAUGCGAAGCCUGCGAAGCCUUUGAGUCCGAGUGCUGCGUCGACACUCGCAAUUCGUGCAAUGGGUGCCCCUGAGGCCCCCGAGGCCCCCGAGGCCCCCAAACCCGGCGCCGACCCGGAGAGGCCGGUCCACAUCGUCUUCGUCGGCGCCGGCGCCGUCGGCUGUUUCUACGCCUCACGCCUGCACCAUCCGUCUCACAACAUCCAUGUCUCACUCAUUGCCCGCUCCAACUACAAGGCGCUCGCUGAGCACGGCGUCCAGCUGCAGACCCGCACCUUCGGCAACUACACCUUCCGCCCGCACGCCGUGUUCCCCUCGGUCGCCGCCGCCGCGACCGACCCGGGGCCGUCGGGCGCCGGCCCGCACGGCUGGGACUUCAUCAUCGUGACCACCAAAGCACUGCCCGACCGCUCCGACGACAGCGCGCUGAUCGCGCCGCUGGUCGGCCCGCGCUCGUGCAUCGUGCUGAUCCAGAACGGCGUUGGCGUCGAGGAGCCCUACCGCGCCCGCUUCCCGACCACCCCCAUCGUCAGCGCCGUCACCGUCAUCUCGGCCGAGCAGACCGCCCCGGGGACGGUGCGCCAGAACCGCUGGACCCGCAUCCACCUCGGGCCCUACUCCAACUCGGCUUCCUUCUCCUCCUCGCCCGCCGAGCCCGUCCUCCCGCGCGGCGACGACACCACCGGCGCGCUGUCCCCGACCGCGUCCGCCGUACCCUCCUCCCCCUCCUUCACCUCCUCCCCGCGCAACAACAGCAACGACCCCACUACCGCCGCGCCGCUCGACAUCCCCGCCCUCCAAGCAGCCGGCGCUGCGCGCGCGGCCCAGCUCGCCGACUGGUGGACGCGGCUGGGGGGGCUGCGCGACGCGCUGGUGGCGGACGAGCUGGGCCUGCAGACGCUGCGGUGGCACAAGCUGUGCAUCAACGCGGCGUUCAACCCGGCGGCGGUGCUCUCGGGCGGGCGCGGCAACGCCGACAUGGCGCGCGACGCCGAGCUGCGCGCCCACCUGGCCGGCGUCAUGCGCGAGAUCUGGGAGGAGGCCGCGCCCGCCGUGCUCGGCCGGCCCUUCCCGCCCUCCAUGGCCGGGCCCGAGCGCAUCCUGGCCAGCACCGAGCGCAACGUCGGCAGCAAGCCCAGCAUGCUGCUCGACUGGGAGGCCGGCCGGCCCCUGGAGAUCGAGGUCAUCUUGGGCAAUCCCAUACGCAUCGCCAGGGCCAGGGGCGUCGAGCUGAGGCGGCUGCAGACUGUUUAUGCGCUGGUGAAGAGUAUGCAGGAGAUGAGGGACAGGAGGAAGAAAGAGGAGAGGGCAGGGGAGGAGGGGACGGUGAAGAGCAAGUUGUAAGGGGGGUGUUUGGCGGGAGUCGGGGGGAUGUAGAUACCGGUUGAUGUUGAGGCAGCAUGUAAAGUAAAUCUCGCUGUACCUUUGUCUGAUGAGGCGGCGGGCGCUCCAUGCUCAGCAGCUGCAAUCUUGGUGUGCGAUUGGCAAAGUAGCAAUGUGGUGUCUCGGCUGCAAAUCAUCACCUGAACAUACGGAUCACCUGAG
This is a messenger RNA of Thermothielavioides terrestris NRRL 8126, 1956 nucleotides long. RefSeq lists its product as uncharacterized. Lineage: Eukaryota; Fungi; Ascomycota; Sordariomycetes; Sordariales; Chaetomiaceae. Bases 472 to 1755 code for a protein of 427 amino acids. The transcript is spliced from 3 exons. Gene Ontology annotation, molecular function: oxidoreductase activity. Gene Ontology annotation, cellular component: cytoplasm. The record is from RefSeq and is a predicted model, not a curated record.